Candidula unifasciata is the source of this 1915-nucleotide messenger RNA. Lineage: Eukaryota; Metazoa; Mollusca; Gastropoda; Stylommatophora; Geomitridae. The record is from the annotation of a GenBank genome assembly.
GUGCCAGAUUUGUUCUUAUGCCAGCCGAAAUUCCAGUCAGCUGAUUGUUCACUUGCGGACUCACACUGGAGACUGCCCCUUCCAUUGCACCAAAUGUCCCGCCAAGUUUAAAAUCAACUCUGACCUCAAACGUCACGUGCGAAUACAUACCGGGGAGAAACCAUUUCAGUGUGACAGGUGUGACUAUAAGUCUUCAAAUAAAGGAAACCUCAAGACCCACAUGAAGAUCAACCACUUGGAAGAGAAUGAGCUCCACUGUCCAGCUUGCCAGUUUGCCACCUCUUCGCGGAAACGAUUCAGAGAACACGAGAGAGUCCACAAUGUGCUGGUGGUCAGAUGCACGCAGUGCGAAUACACCUGCGCCAACUUCGGCCAGCUGCGCAGCCACGCGAUCAUCCACAACUCCGUGAAGCCUUUCAGAUGUAAAUUAUGCCCAUACUCAUCCAGGCAAAGUGGUAACCUUAAGAAGCAUGUUCAGAACAUGCAUCUGCACAAACUCCGCUCAAGAUCCAAGAAUACGGCAGUUGAGAAUGUGCUGUUGCCCAUCUCAGAAAGAUCUAGUGUUCAGAGACGCCGCAGUACAGCAGGGUGCAGGAAGCUGCAUUCUUGUCAGCAGUGUGGUUCCAGCUUUGUACGUGAGGACUCUCUGAGGUGCCACAUGAAGCAGCACAGUUCCCAUGUGGGAGAGAGUACCAUAGAGGAAGAAGCUGAUGAAAAGCUCCUAUCUGCUGACGCAGGCAUGGAUCUUCAGUCCACUCCUACAACAAACACCGCCACCUCAACAUUUUAUGGCAUCCAGCAAAUUGUCGCUGCUGCCUCUAAAAUUUACGAAGAGAACUACGGUGCCAUCAGGGCUACAGAUAAUCAUCCGGCUGCCAGAUCAAAGUCAUUCCCUUCCCUGGACUCACUUCCUGAGCCUUCUGUAGAUCAGUCUGCCCCACAAAGCCGGUCCCAUGCUGCAUUUAGUAAUUUUUAUACACCAGCGUCUGCAGAUGCUAAGUUAAAAAAGAAGCGUAGGAUUACAGCUUUGCCUCAACUGCCAUGGGAAAAUGGUUUUUUUUCUGCAUCUGUGUCUUCACCUUAUGAUUCACAUCUGCCUUCCAGUCUUGUUGAUGUGCCAGAGUCUUUAUCUUCACAUUCAAAAACGCAAACUGGCAAUAUUGAGGAAGCCAGUGGCCAGAAACUUCAGUCUGAGAGUGCCCAGCAUAAUUCAGUCUUUACACAAGAUAAGCCAAUCCAUAUUUUAAAUCAACACAUUGGCAAGCAGCUGGGCCCAGAUUUAAUUAAAGGGAGGAAGAUUGAAAAGUCUUUCUUAUCACCCAUGAAGUUAUCUUCUCCUCCUCCUUCAGAGUUAACUCCCCUAUCACAGCUGCCCCCAAAGGCUGACUGCAGUAGGAGGCAAUCUGCUGCAAGCAUACAGCAGCCAGUAACUGUGUCGUUGCAAAGCCAGCCACUUCACCCUUUGUCAGUGAACCCCAUGCAUGUACAGCUGCAGCCAACCAGCCAGAUUCAGAUUGUGAUGUCAGGUGCUGCAGUAUCCAAACCUGGCCAAUUAGUCGGCACACAGGAGAACUCUGUCCUUCCUCAACAGAUUUUAUUGCAGGUUCAAGGCAGUUCUGAAGGAUCCAAGAUAUUUACCAUCCCGCUUGCCAGUUUAAACUCACUGCAAACUACUGGCCAGAUCCUACCUCACAUCGUCAACCAUUUUACACUUCAGCAAAAUAGCCUAAUCAGUUCCAAAGUUUCCCAUAUAACAGAAUCUCAGCUCGCAGGUGCACAGAUGCUGAACCAGCCUGCUCUUAAGCUGACCGACAGUAUACAGAACAACACUGUAACAAGCCGCCGUGUCACAAGUAUCCCAGAAACUGCAGAGGAUGUCUUUAGUAAUGUGAAACAGUUGGGUUCAUCUGGAUAA